Messenger RNA from Thecamonas trahens ATCC 50062, 2059 nucleotides. RefSeq names its product hsp71-like protein. Gene Ontology annotation, molecular function: ATP-dependent protein folding chaperone; misfolded protein binding; ATP hydrolysis activity. Gene Ontology annotation, cellular component: cytoplasm. Gene Ontology annotation, biological process: protein refolding; cellular response to unfolded protein. The record is from RefSeq and is a predicted model, not a curated record. The transcript has a single exon. Bases 67 to 2043 code for a protein of 658 amino acids. NCBI's taxonomy places the organism in Eukaryota, Apusomonadida, Apusomonadidae.
GCAACAACCAACUCAUCGGAGCUACUGAAAGCAAGAGAGUAACAAACAACAACAACACAAGAAACCAUGGCUGCUAAGAACAACGGAGCUUCUGUGGGCAUUGACCUCGGAACGACGUACUCGUGCGUCGGCGUGUGGCGCAACGAUCGUGUGGAGAUUAUCGCCAACGACCAGGGUAACCGGACGACGCCGUCGUAUGUGGCGUUUACCGACUCUGAGCGGCUGAUCGGCGACGCUGCCAAGCUGCAGACGGCGAUGAACCCGCGCAACACGGUGUUCGACGCCAAGCGGCUCAUUGGGCGCGAGUACUCGGACCCGGCGGUGCAGUCUGACAAGGCGCACUGGCCGUUUGCGGUUGUGGAUAAGGCGGGCAAGCCGAUGAUCCAGGUCGAGUACCAGGGCGAGAGCAAGACGUUCUCGCCGGAGGAGAUCUCGUCGAUGGUGCUGACCAAGAUGAAGCAGGUGGCGGAGGCGUACCUCGGGACGGACGUGGGCAACGCGGUCAUCACGGUGCCUGCGUACUUUAACGACUCGCAGCGUCAGGCGACCAAGGACGCCGGCACCAUUGCCGGCCUCAACGUCCUGCGCAUCAUUAACGAGCCGACGGCGGCCGCGAUCGCGUACGGCCUCGACCAGAAGGGCGGCGAGAAGAACGUGCUCAUCUUUGAUCUGGGUGGCGGUACCUUUGACGUUUCCGUCCUCACCAUCGAGGACGGCAUCUUUGAGGUCAAGUCGACUGCCGGUGACACCCACCUUGGCGGCGAGGACUUUGACAACCGCCUUGUCGACCACUUUGUGCGUGAGUUCAAGCGCAAGCACAAGAAGGACAUCUCGGGCAACGUCCGCGCGAUGCGCCGGCUCCGCACGGCGUGCGAGCGCGCGAAGCGCACGCUCUCGUCGUCGACCAACGCGUCGAUCGAGAUUGACUCGCUCUUUGAGGGCAUCGACUUUUACACCUCGAUCACCCGGGCUCGGUUUGAGGAGCUCAACCAGGACCUCUUCCGCAAGUGCCUCGAGCCUGUGGAGCGCGCCAUCUCGGACUCGGGCCUGUCCAAGUCUGAGAUCCACGAGAUUGUGCUCGUGGGUGGCUCGACCCGCAUCCCGCGGGUCCAGAAGCUGCUCUCGGACUACUUCUCGGGCAAGGAGCCGUGCAAGUCGAUCAACCCGGAUGAGGCCGUUGCCUACGGUGCCGCCGUCCAGGCCGCCAUUCUCUCGGGCGACCACGACGAUACCGGCAAGCUCAACGACCUGCUCCUCCUCGACGUCACGCCGCUCUCGCUUGGCCUGGAGACCGCCGGUGGCGUGAUGACCAAGCUCAUCCCGCGCAACACGACGAUCCCGACCAAGAAGACCCAGACGUUCUCGACGUACUCGGACAACCAGCCUGGUGUCCUCAUCCAGGUGUUUGAGGGCGAGCGGGCGCAGACCAAGGACAACAACCUGCUCGGCAAGUUCGAGCUGACCGGCAUCCCGCCGAUGCCGCGCGGCCAGCCGCAGAUCGAGGUUGUCUUUGACAUUGACGCCAACGGCAUCCUCAACGUGUCGGCCCAGGAGAAGUCGACCGGCAACAUCAACAAGAUCCAGAUCAAGAACGAGUCUGGCCGCCUCUCCAAGGAGGAGAUCGAGCGCAUGGUCUCCGAGGCCGAAAAGUACGCGGCCGACGACGAGAAGGUCCGCCAGAAGGUCGAGGCGCGCAACGGUCUCGAGAACUACGCGUACUCGCUCCGCUCCACCCUCCGCGACGACAAGCUCUCCAUCCCCGAGGCCGACAAGACCACGCUCAACGCCAAGAUCGACGAGGUCAUCUCGUGGCUCGACUCGAACCAGGAGGCCGAGAAGGAGGAGUUCGAGCAUCAGCAGAAGGAUCUCGAGGGCGUCGCCAACCCGAUCAUCCAGAAGGCUGCCCAGGCUGCUGGUGCCGCCGGCGGUGCUCCGGGCGGCAUGCCGGGCGGCAUGCCUGGUGGCAUGCCCGGCGGCAUGCCGACGGGCGGUGCCGCUGCUCCGGGCGGAUCUGGCGAGCCGACCAUCGAGGAGAUCGACUGAGGUAAAUGAUACCACC